This is a messenger RNA of Centruroides sculpturatus (bark scorpion), 554 nucleotides long. Its product is annotated as PX domain-containing protein kinase-like protein. NCBI's taxonomy places the organism in Eukaryota, Metazoa, Arthropoda, Arachnida, Scorpiones, Buthidae. The record is from RefSeq and is a predicted model, not a curated record. Gene Ontology annotation, cellular component: extrinsic component of endosome membrane; late endosome; early endosome. The transcript is spliced from 4 exons. Gene Ontology annotation, biological process: protein targeting to lysosome; early endosome to late endosome transport; endosome to lysosome transport. Bases 19 to 492 code for a protein of 157 amino acids. Gene Ontology annotation, molecular function: phosphatidylinositol binding.
GUGAUUGACGCCUUCAAGAUGGCGGUGUUUGAGAAGAAGAAGGAGAGUAAACUGAAUUUAGAUGACACGCAAUGUUUAACAUGCACUAUCGAAGCAGCUGAAAAUGUACAAGACUUUACGAUUUAUAUUAUUCGAGUGCAGCGAGGUCCUUUUGUAGAUAAUUCAUGGCAAAUAUCUCGUCGAUACAGUGACUUUGAUGCACUAAAUAAUAUGCUGCAAAUAUCGGGAGUUGAAUUACCUCUCCCUCCAAAAAGAGUAUUUGGAAAACUGGGCAGAGAAUUUGUAGCUGAAAGGCAGCAAGGAUUACAACAAUAUAUGAAUACAAUUUUAUCACAUCCAAUGCUAGCUUUAUCAUUACCAGUUAAAAGAUUUUUAGACCCAGAAAAUUAUUCACAGAACUUCUUAGAGAUAGCUCUUCAACAUGUUUCAAUGGUUUUUCGAUCAGAAUUGAGAUGGGAAAUAGUUGAACCUUUUCCAGAUAUAGGUAUGUAAUAGAUAUUGACAGAAGUUAGUAAAUAUUUUAUUAAUAGUUUUAAAUAUUAACAUACUUUUAA